Penaeus monodon (black tiger shrimp) is the source of this 987-nucleotide messenger RNA. RefSeq lists its product as uncharacterized. The coding region runs from base 1 to 987 and encodes 328 amino acids. NCBI's taxonomy places the organism in Eukaryota, Metazoa, Arthropoda, Malacostraca, Decapoda, Penaeidae. The record is from RefSeq and is a predicted model, not a curated record. The transcript is spliced from 2 exons.
AUGGCUGAGCUGGAGCUCCAGAUCAACCAAAUCCUGGGCGGCCUGGACAACCUGGCCGAGUCCCUGGGCAUCGUGACGGAGCGCGUGGCCCAGCUGGACGAGGACGACGACGGCGAGGACGACCAGGAGUUCCAGGACAGCCACGACGAUGGCGACGACGACGACGACGACGACGACGACGAGGAGGCGCAGCCUGUGUGUGACCGCGGGCGGGACUGGCUCGCGGAGGGCUUCCUGCAAGGGAAGGUGAAGAGUUCGACGCCCAAGACCGAGCUGGACGUCAUCCUGCAGCCGCUGCAGAAGAGGGUGCAGGAGCUGCUGGACCAGGCGGAGAGCGGCGAGCGGGAGCCGCCCUUCCCCGGGGCGAGCGCGGCCGACGACAGGCUGGCGGAGGCGGAGAGCGCGCAGGACUCGCCCUUCGAGACGUCCUUCAACCUGGACGCCUUCACGGACAUCGCCAGCUGCCAGACGGAGAUCGAGGCCCUCACGCGCUCGUGGAACCUGAGCGCGGUGCCCGGCGACCCCGCGGCCAGGGGCUGGGCGCAGGACGACGGCGGCCAGCUCGCCAAGUUCCUCAAGGACGUGUCCGUGUCGGCCGCCUCCGACGAGUCCCUGCAGGCGUUCGGCAAGUACGGCAAGACGGUGGGCAAGCUCAAGGUCGUGCCCAGGCUACAGCCGAGCCACGAGAGCCUGGCCGCCGCCCUCAGGAGCCACAGCACGAGCGGCGCCUCCGACGCCAGCAGAAUCCGCUCGGUGUCCUCCUUCGUGGACAGCGGCGGCCUGCAGCAGGAGCAGGCGGGCGGGCGGCCGCGCUCGCACACCAGCGCCGCCGCCGCGCAGCAGGAGGGCCAGGCGCACGGGUCGUCCGUGGCCAUGCUGGGCUCCAAGCUGCGGAGGACGCAGACGCAGGGGCGGGGCAAGGGCCACGUCGACGUGCUGGACAUCGAGAGCCUGAUCCUGGACAGCGAAGAAGGCAGCGAAUACUAA